CUGAGUGAUUUGAAAAUCUCCAUAGGUUACUUUAAGUUUGAGUUUAGGGCGUGUAAGUGUGAGCACAGUCAAGGAUCCUGAUACAUACGUGUUCAAUACUUGUUUGUAGUUGGUACAGGACCAGGUUUAGGACAGACAGAGUUGCCUGAAGUUAUUUUCAUGACAGCAUUUUAUAUUAUUACCACACAGAAGAAUAUCUACUUUUAUUCUGUUACUGUUUGGUUGCUAACCUUGGUUAUUAUUAUGAUACAUUGAAUCCCAAGUUAGUAAAGACUAAAGGAGGCUGAUUUUUACCUAGUAAAAAACAUAUGGCAAGUUGGCAACAUUAGAGCAAGAGAACUCACUAAGCUCAGUACAGUACAUGUAUUUUCCACCAGUUGGUCAGUCACAGUCAGUGCCUCUGCAGGUUGCUUUUCUGAGAUUACCAGCUCAGUGGCAUCUACAGUAUAUGCUUGUUCAAGUCCUGUUGCUUUCCUUGCUUUACCAGAGACAUACAAAGUGAGAUUCAAAAGGUUAAUGUUGUCACCUGCAAAAGGUGUUUCCUGCAGCUCAGCUGGCAGAUCAAUGCUUACAGAUCUCACUUUUUUAAAUUCCCUCGGUGUUGGAAGAAAGGCAACAGGACUUUAGCAAGUACAAUAAGUUUAUCAAGAGUUCAAAACUUUAAAUGGUGAUUACAUUUUCAGGAUAACUACAUACCAUAACAAUUUAAGACAUCCAAAAUGAGAAAAGCAGGUAGACAGAAAGACAGUAUUUGGGCAGAAUUUGAGGAAGUUGCAACUCACUCGCAAAACAAGGGAAUUCGUGCGAAGUGUAAAGUUUGUGGUAAAGAACUUCAGGGCUUGGUUCAACGACUACGUGAUCAUAAGAAGAAGUGUAAAGAGCCACAACGAGAUUCAGAUCUUGAAGCAGAAACAAUAGAAGACCCACAACCAGUUACACAAACAUCAGCCACACCAUCUCUGUUAGAAGUGUCAGCCACAGGUGUUGAAAAACACAUUGCACCUACUCGUACUUCCUUCCCUUUCAAGCGUAGCAAUUCAGACAGCUUGGGAAAAGAUACGGAUAGGCCUACCUCAUCUAAUACACAUAAAUUAAAGAAGGCUGUUUCAACUUCAAGUCACAACACAAGUAUUUUGAACUAUGGAGUGAAGACCACUAAAGAUAAGGAAAAAAUAGAUGAAAAAGUAGCUACUAUGGUGUAUGCAACAAAUUCUCCUUUUAAGAUUGUUGAGCAUGCAUCCUUUAGAGAUAUGGUGAAUGUAAUGAGGCCAGGAUACAAACUGCCUAGUAGAAGAGAAAUAGGUGGUUCACUGUUAGACGAGGUAUAUGAUAAAGAGUGUGAAAAAAGUGUAGUAGAUUUAGAAGGUAAAACUGUCUGCAUGAGUCUUGAUGGGUGGACAAAUGUUUCCAAUGAACCUGUAAUAUGUGCCUCUGUUACUGUUCACACAUCAGAAAACACAAGCUCAGUCUAUCUUGUGGACACAAUUGACACAUCCGGUCACCCACACACAUCAGAUUACCUUAAAGGGAUUGCUACAAGAUCAAUAGAAACAGCUGAACACAAAUAUAAAUGCAAAGUAGGCAGUUUUGUCACUGAUAAUGCUGCUAAUGUUGCAAAAAUGAGAUCUGAGUUACUUAAAGAUGAUGAGUAUAACUUAAUAAGUUAUGGUUGUUCAGCACACAUACUGAAUUUGCUAGCAAAAGAUUUAGAAAUUGGUAACAUUAAAGAACAUAUUGUGAAGAUUGUUAAAUACUUUCGAACAACCACACAGCCUCAGCAGCAUACAAAGCCGCAGGAGGUUCAACCCUCAUCGUGCCUCAAGACGUACGGUGGAAUACACUGUCUGAUUGCUUAGAAGGUUACCUAAACAACUGGCCAAUAUUAGUAUCUGUGUGUGAUGGUGAAAAAAGAAACCAACUGGAUCCAGUUAUUAUAAGGAAGGUGAUGGACACAUACAUAAAAAGAUCUGCAGAAGAUAUGCUGAAAAUUCUGAAGCUCAUUGCCAUAGCACUUGAUAAAGUUCAGAGGGACAGAUGUGACAUAGGAGAAGCUACUGAGGUGUGGAAAGAUUUACAGAAUAAGCUUGCAGAGGAAUCAGUUCGGUCAGGUGAUAGUGCUGUCAUUGAAGAUCAUUUCAUGAAACGAAUGAAACUAGCCCUCACCCCUGUUCACUAUUUAGCAAAUAUACUACAUCCAGCUUACAAGGGAAAAAAACUAACUAUGGAGGAGGAAAACAUGGGAAUGAAUUGGAUCAAUGAAAAUUGCCCUUCAGCACUCUCUCUUAUAAUGAUAUAUAAGGCAGAACUUCCUCCAUUUCAGCCAUACAUGUUUUCUGCUCAUUCACUUAAUGCUGGACCACUUGCAUGGUGGCUUUCUUUGGGCAAGAUUGUUGAAGACAAAAAUUAUUUUUCUGAUUUGGUUAGGAAAUUAUUUACAACAACAGCCUCAAGUUCUGGGGUGGAGAGGAUUUUUUCUUCAUUUGGUCUUGUUCAUUCUAAGCUUAGAAAUAGGUUAGGGAUAGAGAAAGCUGCAAAACUCGUUUUCAUUUACAAAAACCAUAACUAGGGUCAUCACAGAAAGCCUCUGAGUGAAUAAACUUAAUGUAGAAUUACUUUAAUUUUUUUUCGUUAUUUUAUUUUAUUUUAUUUAUUUUUUAUUUAAUUUAUUUAUUUAUUUACUGGUAUAUACCAUGAAGGGAAUAAAUGAAUAAUUGCACAUGAAUAGGUUGUUUUACUUUACCAUCCUUGGAGCACAUCAUUUAACUUAUGGAAUACUUUUUAGUAAAAAA
Messenger RNA from Portunus trituberculatus (swimming crab), 2789 nucleotides. RefSeq lists its product as uncharacterized. The transcript has 2 exons. Bases 720 to 1856 code for a protein of 378 amino acids. The record is from RefSeq and is a predicted model, not a curated record. Lineage: Eukaryota; Metazoa; Arthropoda; Malacostraca; Decapoda; Portunidae. Gene Ontology annotation, molecular function: DNA binding.